This is a messenger RNA of Betta splendens (Siamese fighting fish), 1415 nucleotides long. It is a transcript of the gene grpel1, whose product is annotated as GrpE-like 1, mitochondrial. The transcript is spliced from 4 exons. Gene Ontology annotation, molecular function: adenyl-nucleotide exchange factor activity; protein homodimerization activity; protein-folding chaperone binding. Gene Ontology annotation, biological process: protein folding; protein import into mitochondrial matrix. The record is from RefSeq and is a predicted model, not a curated record. NCBI's taxonomy places the organism in Eukaryota, Metazoa, Chordata, Actinopteri, Anabantiformes, Osphronemidae. The coding region runs from base 93 to 740 and encodes 215 amino acids. Gene Ontology annotation, cellular component: PAM complex, Tim23 associated import motor.
UUGGCUUACACCGCGCCGCCGCUGCUAUCAGGGUUGUGAGUCCCGUCGGCGUGUGCGAGAAGGAGCGUUUUCUUACACUGUUAAGUUGGAAAAUGGCGAGCUGGUGUGUACGUGCAGUGAGACAGAGCUACUCACUUGUAGCUUCGCCUGCCUUGUUAAGAGCUUCUCCGCGACUGCUGUGCACGGCCACAAAGCAGAAGAAUGGCCAGGGGUCUGAGGAGGAGGCUGUGGAGAAGCCAGAGCAGAGCGCAGGAGAGAAAGUCCUGAUGGAGGAGAAGACGCAGCUGGAGGAGCAGCUUAAGGACAUGACGGAAAGGUACAAGCGUGCAUUAGCUGACACAGAGAACCUCAGGAUGCGGAGCCAGAAGAUGAUUGAAGAUGCUAAACUAUACGGGAUCCAGGGUUUCUGUAAGGACCUGCUGGAGGUGGCUGACAUCUUGGAGAAGGCCACAGAGAGCGUGCCCAAGGAGGAGGUGACGAGCCAGAACCCUCAUCUAAAGAACCUGUAUGAUGGUCUGGUGAUGACAGAGGUCCAGAUCCAGAAGGUGUUCACAAAGCAUGGCCUGGUCAAAAUCCUCCCUGAUGGCCAGAAGUUCAACCCCUAUGAGCACGAGGCCCUCUUCCACGCCCCUGUGGAGGGCAAGGAGCCUGGCACUGUUGCCGUGGUGACGAAAGUAGGGUACAAGCUUCAUGGUCGCACCCUGAGGCCGGCAUUGGUGGGUGUGGCUAAAGCCCCAUAGAAAAGCUGAUGUAGCAGUGGGACUCAUUUUGUUGCCUGGGCCAUACAUGGCCUCAGGUACAACAGACUGGUUGAGGCUCUCUGAGACACCUUGUCCUCACACCAACACUCUUCCUGCUGUGCCUCGCAGAAUCAGGAACUGAUCUUUGUAUCCAACAUCCAACUCUUUACCAGAUACACAACACUUUGUGUGGCACAGGGACAGUGUUAUCAAUAAACUCACAAGCUUAGCUCUUGACAGAGAUUGUUUAAAUAAGGCACAUAAAUCCUAAAUAGAAGCUGUGUGAAACAGAAAAAUAUGCAUCUAUAACUUAAAGAAAGGAAAAGAGGAUUUUGGGUGGGGAUUUGGUGUAAAGUCCAUCUACAAACUGAGCAGUGCUGAUUCUGGGCUGCUGGCAUCAUUCCAGACUUUAGUUUUAAGCCCAAAUAAUUUAAAUGUUUAAAUUUGUUUUUUUAGGUUGAAAUUUACUGUGAGUGAAAUACAAAAACUGUAUUUUCAACAUCCGAAGGAACAAUUUUGCUUUGUAUUGGAUGUGCUGAAUGUUAUCAAGCUCCUGUAGGUCAGUCACAGUCUACCACUGUUUUGUUCAGUGAUGUAAUUAUUUGCAUUAUCUGCAAGUCAUUAGCAUAAUUAAUGUGUCCAAAUGCCAUCAGAAUAAAAUGAUUAGAUUUAAAA